AAAACCACACACAAUAGCUGAGCAACUUAUUCUCCCCGCUGCUGUUGACAUGGUGUCAGUUAUGCUGGAUGAGAUAAGCGCUGCAAAGUUGAAAACAAUCCCCCUGUCAAACGACACAAUUGCGAGGCGUAUUUGCGACAUUUCCAAUGAUCUUGAAGCACAACUCAUUGACAAACUGAAAGAAAAUCGUUUUGCAAUACAAGUGGACGAAGCCACAGACAGCAGUAAAAACUGUUUGUUCAUUUCGUAUGUCCGCUUUGUAAAUUCGGAGUCACUGACAAUGAGCGAGGAUUUGCUCUUUUGCAAAUCCGUGCAAACAAGAGCCACGGCUGAGGAGCUUUUCAAGAUUAUGGACAGCUACUUCACAGAACAUGAGCUGAAAUGGGAAAACUGUGUGGGCUUUUGCUCUGAUGGUGCACAAACUAUGGCAGGGAAAAGGAAAGGACUCCAGGCAUUAGUCAAAAGGGCUGCACCAGACGCGCAGUGGACGCACUGCAUCAUCCAUAGGGAAGCGCUGGCUUCCAGGCAGCUCAGCCCCGAACUAAACGAGGUUUUGACAGCAGUUGUGGAUGUGGUCAAUUUCAUCAAAACGCGACCUCUGAAAGCGCGACUGUUCUCCGCUCUAUGUGAGGAGAUGGGCGCUGAUCAUACAGCUGUGCUAUUUCACAGCGAAGCAAGGUGGCUCUCCCGAGGAAAAGUGUUGUCGCGCGUCUUUGAGCUCAGAACGGAGAUUCGGGUGUUUUUGGAAGAAGAGCGCAUGUAUGAAGCAGCGGGCAAAUUUGGUGAUCAACCAUUUCUAAUGAAACUGGCUUAUCUCAGCGAUGUAUUUGCAAAGCUGAAUGAAUUAAAUCUUCAGCUUCAAGGCAGAGACAAGCACCUACCUCACCUUGCAGACAAGAUAACUGCAUUCAUCCGAAAGCUCGAAGUGUGGGGCAGGCGCCUCGACCAAGGAAAUACUGAUGUCUUUGAGAAUCUGACUGAAGUUGCUGAAACCGUUGAUUCUGGAGCCACCACAGUGAUUCCAUGCAUACAACAGCACAUCAGUGCAUUGAGAGGAUUGUUUCAAAAAUACUUUCCAAAUAGUGCUGCUCAGUAUGACUGGAUUGUGGACCCGUUUAAUGCAGCAGCACCAGCUGAGUUUAGCUCUGCCACAGAGGAACAACUGAUUGAGCUGACCUCUGACUCCACCCUGAGACUAAGAUUUACAUCUGAGCCUCUCAGUCACUUCUGGCUUGAAGUGGAAAGGGAGUAUCCACUCGUUGGGCAGAGAGCUGUGGACAUUCUUCUUCCCUUUGCCACAUCCUAUCUCUGUGAGAUUGGCUUUUCAGCUGUUACUUCACUGAAAACAAAGUACAGGUCUCAGCUUAAUGUUGCACAUGACUUGAGAGUGGCAGUAUCAAGCAUGAAACCCCGUUUUGAAAAGAUGUGUAGUGCAAAACAGGCUCACUGCAGUCACUGAUGCUGUGAUAAGGCAUAGUCAUUCGUCAUUUUUUGUCACUUUGUUCUGCCUUUGCUCUUUUUUUGCACAGAUUGAAAAUGAAGAAACUAAACCAUAAUUUAGUCAUUGGUCAUAUUCAUUUGUUGUUUUUUGUCAUUUUGUUCUGCCUUUGCUCUGCACAUAUUGAAAUUGGAUAAAUUAACCAAAACUUAGUAGGCCAAUUUUCUGUAUUUUUUUUUUAUUUUGAACAUUGAUGUUAAUAUUUUAGAGUGUUAUAAUGUUAACCUUCUGCUUAAGAGACAAAUUGAUGUUACUUAAUAAAUUAAUUGUAAAAUUUAAAACUUGCAUUAGUAUUUUAUUACCAUUUUGUUGGAGCGAUAUGGGACAGGUGGGGCGCAGAAUUUCCCCUUCUUCUGAGGUGGGGAAUGAUAGAAAAAGUUUGAGAACCACUGUU
This is a messenger RNA of Astyanax mexicanus (Mexican tetra), 1892 nucleotides long. Its product is annotated as zinc finger BED domain-containing protein 5-like. The transcript is spliced from 2 exons. The coding region runs from base 50 to 1459 and encodes 469 amino acids. The record is from RefSeq and is a predicted model, not a curated record. NCBI's taxonomy places the organism in Eukaryota, Metazoa, Chordata, Actinopteri, Characiformes, Acestrorhamphidae.